Messenger RNA from Habropoda laboriosa, 1449 nucleotides. RefSeq names its product synaptotagmin-10-like. Gene Ontology annotation, biological process: calcium-ion regulated exocytosis; regulation of calcium ion-dependent exocytosis; cellular response to calcium ion. Gene Ontology annotation, molecular function: phosphatidylserine binding; calcium ion binding; clathrin binding. Lineage: Eukaryota; Metazoa; Arthropoda; Insecta; Hymenoptera; Apidae. The coding region runs from base 1 to 1449 and encodes 482 amino acids. Gene Ontology annotation, cellular component: membrane. The transcript has 9 exons. The record is from RefSeq and is a predicted model, not a curated record.
AUGGGGAUCGUGAAGACAGCUUCUGAGAGUAUCCUCGAGGAGACCGUGGUACCUAGCGAGGAGGCGAAUUAUUCUGUCCAGGGACAUGCUGAAGAAUGGAAGGAAACGUUUCCUUAUCAGCUGCUGGUUGGAUCCGGAGUAGCGUUGAUGGCUCUGUUAUUGCUGGCCGCUGUGAGCUUCCAAUGUUCCUCAACUUGGCGAUGGUUAAUGAGAGUUAGGCGGAAUAUGAAGGAGGAGGACGCCGAGAGCGACUUAUCGCAGCAGAAUGCUAUACGUAUCAGUCAUUCCCUGCCGGAUCUCCAAUCAGAGCCAAUCACUCACGAGUACGUGCAGGAGCAGAAGGAUAGUAAAAAGGUGCUGCGCCAGACAACUUUGCCCAUUGUGCCGAUGAGACACCAGAGCUUCCAGAGGCAGCUCUCCAACCAUCUCGACCUGCCGAAUAUCAAGUUCAGCAUCUGUAACUUGGAGAAUCGCAGCGACUCCAAUCUUGGAUUAAUCAAGCCGGAACUUUACACGAAGGAGCUGGUGAAACAGGAGGACGCGGAGAGUAAUGGCGCCGUGGAAUGCGCAGGAAAGCUACACUUCGCUCUGCGCUAUGAAAAGGAGAUCGAAAGCCUGGUGAUCAAAAUCUUGGAGGCACGAGAUCUACCCGUGAAAGACGCGACAGGCAGCAGUGAUCCUUACGUGAAAGUCUACCUUUCACCUGACCGGAAGAAGAUGUACGAGACGAGGGUGCAUCUCAAAAAUUUGAACCCAGUGUUCAACGAGACCUUCAUAUUCAGCGUGGCUUACGAAGACUUGAGGGACCGAUGCCUCGAGUUCUCCGUUUACGACUUCGAUCGAUUCUCCCAGAAUGAUCUGAUCGGGAAAGUGAUACUGAGGGAUUUGCUGGAUUACACUGAUCUCGAACAAGAGCUCGAGUACACGAUGGACAUCCUGUGUGCCAUGCCGGAUAAAGUAGACCUGGGCAAAUUAAUGCUGUCGCUUUGCUACCUACCAACAGCUGGACGACUAACAGUGACCGUAAUUAAAGCGAGGAACUUGAAGGCCAUGGAUAUAACAGGAUCGUCGGAUCCGUACGUCAAAGUGGACCUACUGUGCCAAGGCAAAAGGAUCAAGAAGCAGAAGACCACGGUGAGGAAGAAAACAUUAUUCCCCGUGUACAACGAGAUCUUGGUGUUCGACGUGCCAGCGGAGAACAUCGAGGACGUCAGUCUCAUAGUAAAAGUGAUCGAUUACGACAGAAUCGGUUCGAACGAAUUAAUGGGCUGCACAGCAAUCGGUUCAGGCUUCGUUGGUAUCGGUCACGAGCAAUGGCUCAAGAUGCUGGACAAUCCUAGGAAACCGGUGACGCAAUGGUACCCACUGAUGGAAACGAUCGCUGGUCACAUUCCAGCCGUGAGUUCGGAGCCCCUUCCAGUGAGUCUGAGCUGCUUGAACAGCAGGUAA